CUUUGACGGGCAGCAACACGCUGUUGGCCGGCAUUGGUUCUGUUUGUCGUUUCUUUGUCUUUUUUGCUCCCUUCAACCAUGCGACUGCUGUUUGUAUUGAUGAGCAUAGCCGUGCUGUUGCUGGUGACAGUACAGGCAGGGCGAGAUUAUUAUAAAAUUCUUGAUGUGCCUCGCGAUGCGCCCAAGAACCAAAUCAAACGUCAUUACAAAAAGCUGUCCAGAGUAUACCAUCCUGACAAGAACCCAGACAACAAGGAAGCUGCUACCAAGUUUAUGGAAGUGGCCGACGCUUACACUGUUUUGAUGGAUGAUGAGAAGCGAGCCAUUUACGAUCGGUACGGUGAAGAAGGCUUGGAACAGCAUAAAAACGGAGGUCAUGGAUCCCCUUUCCAGAAUCCUUUUGACAUCUUUUCUCAUUUCUUUGGCGGAGGCUUCGGUGGAGGUCACGGACAGCCUCAGGAACGACGAGGUCCGGAUAUGCAGGUGAUGCUGGAAGUGACUUUGGAGGAUUUAUACAAUGGGGCGUCGAUCGAUAUCGAUAUUUCGAAACAAGUGGUCUGUGAUCACUGUCACGGCAGCGGAGCUCGUCGAUCCGAAGACAUCAAGACGUGUACCGCUUGCGGCGGUCACGGCGUUGUCAUCCGUCGAGUGCAACUGGCCCCGGGCAUGGUCCAGCAAAUUCAACAGCAGUGUGAUAAAUGUAGAGGACAAGGAAAAGUCAUUACCCACGUUUGCCCUGCUUGUGCAGGACAAAAAGUUCGUCGUGGCAACGAGCAGUACAAUAUUGCCAUUGACAAGGGGGUAGAGGAUGGUCAAACCUUGGUAUUGGAACAGGAAGGUGAUGAAAUGCCGGGCGUGAUUCCCGGCGAUGUGGUAUUCACGGUCUCCACCAUCCCUCAUCCCGUGUUUGAACGACGAGGCCAUCACUUGUAUACCAAGCAAACCAUUUCUCUCAUUGAGGCCCUGGUUGGAUUUGAAAAAUCAUUGACCCAUUUGGACGGUUCCAAAGUGAAGCUACAAAGAGACACCGUGACUCAAUAUGGAUAUGUGCAGACGAUCAAAGGCGCUGGUAUGCCUCACCAUGACAAUCCAUCGCACCAUGGCGAUCUCUACGUAGAAUACCAGGUGGUGUUCCCCACACACAUGGACAAAGAUGUGAUUACACUACUCAAGAAAGGAGCCCAUUUCCCGCCUCAACAAACACCGCUCUAUCAAGAACUGUAAAGACUUCAGAAUUGGCAUAUAUUACCAAAUCAUUUAUCAUAGAUUCACUUAAAUUUUUAUUUAUUUCAUGGGUGCAAUUGAUACGUGAUGGACUAUGCUGCAACACAGAUGACUCUUUUUUUUGUAUUACUUCCAUGCCUGCCUGUUUACAGCAUACAAAAGAAAAAGAAAAGAGUAAUGGUCAGAUUGCAUGCAAUUUCGUUCCGGUUUCUGCCUCUUUUUUUUAUCCAACAUGUACGCGACUGAAUUGCCUGCAUAAAGUUUGCCCCUGACAGUGAGACAAUGAAAUUGAG
Radiomyces spectabilis is the source of this 1517-nucleotide messenger RNA. RefSeq lists its product as uncharacterized. Gene Ontology annotation, cellular component: cytoplasm. Lineage: Eukaryota; Fungi; Mucoromycota; Mucoromycetes; Mucorales; Radiomycetaceae. Bases 79 to 1224 code for a protein of 381 amino acids. Gene Ontology annotation, biological process: response to heat; protein refolding. The transcript has 4 exons. The record is from RefSeq and is a predicted model, not a curated record. Gene Ontology annotation, molecular function: Hsp70 protein binding; ATP binding.